Messenger RNA from Pelobates fuscus (common spadefoot toad), 6840 nucleotides. It is a transcript of the gene SNRNP200, whose product is annotated as small nuclear ribonucleoprotein U5 subunit 200. The record is from RefSeq and is a predicted model, not a curated record. Bases 84 to 6491 code for a protein of 2135 amino acids. Gene Ontology annotation, molecular function: ATP binding; nucleic acid binding. The transcript has 45 exons. NCBI's taxonomy places the organism in Eukaryota, Metazoa, Chordata, Amphibia, Anura, Pelobatidae.
GUUGAAGCUGCUAACCGGAAGUGUCGUCUGCAGCGCGUUGUUGCCCCGUGAGUGGAGAGUGAGAACGGGCAUCAGGCGGCAGGAUGGCGGAUGUAACAGCCCGUAGUUUGCAGUAUGAAUACAAAGCGAACUCUAAUCUUGUACUUCAAGCUGAUCGCUCAUUGAUAGACAGAACCCGCAGAGAUGAACCCACAGGUGAGGUGUUGUCACUUGUGGGGAAGCUGGAAGGAUCCCGGAUGGGUGAUAAAGCUCAGCGAACCAAACCUCAGAUGCAGGAAGAGAGACGAGCUAAGAGAAGAAAGCGAGACGAAGACAGACAUGAUAUUAAUAAGAUGAAAGGAUUCACCCUACUGUCAGAGGGGAUUGAUGAGAUGGUUGGCAUAAUUUAUAAACCAAAAACUAAGGAGACCAGAGAAACCUAUGAAGUGCUUCUUAGCUUUAUCCAAGCAGCCCUGGGCGAUCAGCCACGAGACAUCCUUUGUGGAGCUGCUGAUGAGGUUCUUGCUGUGUUAAAGAAUGAUAAACUAAGAGACAAGGAGAGGAGAAGGGAGGUGGAUCAGCUUUUGGGGCAGACAGACGAUACUAGGUACCAUGUGCUUGUGAACUUGGGCAAAAAGAUUACAGACUACGGUGGAGAUAAGGAAAUUCAGAAUAUGGAUGACAACAUAGAUGAGACAUAUGGAGUAAACGUGCAGUUUGAAUCGGAUGAAGAGGUUGGUGAUGAAGAUGUGUAUGGUGAGGUGCGAGAUGAAGCAUCAGAUGAUGACAUGGAAGGAGAUGAAGCUGUGGUGCGCGGCACAUUGUCAGCCAAUCUUGUGACGUCUGGGGAGUUGAUGAGUUCUAAGAAGAAAGAUCUCCACCCCCGGGAUAUUGAUGCUUUCUGGUUGCAGAGGCAGCUAAGCAGAUUUUAUGAUGAUGCUAUUGUGUCUCAAAAGAAAGCAGAUGAAGUUCUGGAGAUAUUAAAGACUGCAGGUGAUGACCGUGAAUGUGAAAACCAGUUGGUUCUGUUACUGGGUUUCAACACCUUUGAUUUCAUUAAAAUUCUUCGUCAACAUCGUAUGAUGAUCCUGUACUGUACCCUUCUGGCCAGUGCGCAGAGUGAAGCUGAAAAGGAAAGGAUAAUGAGUAAAAUGGAUUCUGAUCCUGAGCUCUCAAAGUACCUGUAUCAGUUGCAAGAGACUGAAAAAGAGGAUUUGAUUAGGGAGGAACGCACACGUAGGGAAAGAGUAAGACAAUCUCGCGUUGACACAGAUUUGGAGAGCAUGGAGCUUGAGCAAGGAGAGUCUUUCACUCCUCGCCAAGUUCUUGACCUGGAGGAUUUGGUAUUUGCUCAGGGCAGUCAUUUUAUGGCCAACAAACGUUGCCAACUCCCUGAUGGUUCAUUCAGACGUCAGAGAAAGGGUUAUGAGGAGGUACACGUGCCUGCCCUAAAACCUAAACCUUUUGGUACAGAUGAGCAACUAGUGGCAGUGGAGAAGUUGCCAAAAUAUGCCCAGGCUGGGUUUGAAGGAUUCAAAACACUGAACAGAAUCCAAAGCAAACUCCACAAAGCUGCUCUGGAAACAGAUGAAAACUUGCUGCUGUGUGCCCCCACUGGAGCUGGUAAAACCAAUGUGGCUCUAAUGUGCAUGCUCCGGGAAAUUGGAAAACACAUCAACGUGGAUGGCACCAUCAAUGUAGACAACUUUAAAAUUAUUUACAUUGCUCCCAUGAGAUCCUUGGUACAGGAAAUGGUGGGAAACUUCAGCAAGAGGUUGGCUACAUACGGUAUCAAUGUGGCAGAGUUAACUGGGGAUCACCAGUUGUGCAAAGAGGAGAUCAAUGCUACGCAGAUCAUAGUCUGCACUCCAGAGAAGUGGGAUAUCAUCACCCGUAAAGGAGGGGAGAGGACUUACACUCAGCUUGUUCGUCUCAUCAUUCUGGAUGAGGUUCACCUGCUGCAUGAUGACAGAGGCCCUGUUUUGGAGUCACUAGUUGCUCGUGCCAUCAGAAAUAUUGAGAUGACCCAAGAAGAUGUGAGAUUGGUUGGUCUCAGUGCCACACUGCCUAACUAUGAGGAUGUGGCAACUUUUCUUCGUGUGGAUCCUGCCAAGGGACUGUUCUAUUUUGAUAACAGUUUCCGCCCAGUGCCUCUGGAACAAACAUAUGUUGGGAUCACAGAAAAAAAAGCCAUCAAACGUUUUCAGAUCAUGAAUGAGAUUGUAUAUGAGAAAAUAAUGGAACAUGCUGGAAAAAAUCAGGUGCUGGUAUUUGUUCACUCCAGGAAGGAGACUGGCAAGACAUCCCGAGCUAUCAGAGACAUGUGUCUAGAGAAGGACACAUUGGGAUUAUUCUUGCGAGAAGGUUCUGCUUCCACUGAAGUCCUGCGUACAGAGGCAGAGCAGUGCAAGAAUUUGGAACUUAAGGAUCUUCUGCCAUACGGAUUUGCUAUUCACCAUGCUGGUAUGAGUCGCGUGGACAGAACUCUGGUGGAGGAUCUGUUUGCUGACAAACACAUUCAGGUUCUUGUUUCAACUGCAACACUGGCCUGGGGUGUGAAUCUUCCAGCUCACACUGUCAUUAUUAAAGGGACACAGGUUUACAGCCCAGAAAAGGGACGCUGGACAGAACUUGGAGCUCUUGAUAUCUUGCAGAUGCUUGGUAGAGCUGGGCGUCCUCAGUAUGACACAAAGGGUGAGGGAAUCCUCAUUACAUCACAUGGGGAGUUACAGUAUUACCUGUCCCUCCUGAAUCAGCAGCUGCCGAUUGAGAGCCAGGUGGUGGCAAAGCUUCCAGACAUGCUGAAUGCUGAGGUGGUACUGGGAAAUGUCCAGAAUGCAAAGGAUGCUGUGAAUUGGUUGGGUUAUACCUAUCUAUACAUCCGCAUGUUGCGCUCUCCCAACCUGUAUGGUAUCUCCCAUGAUGAUCUCAAAUUAGACCCUUUAUUGGAGCAGAGGCGCCUGGAUCUUAUUCACACAGCAGCCCUUUUACUGGACAAGAACAACCUGAUGAAAUAUGACAAGAAGACUGGAAACUUUCAGGUGACAGAGUUGGGUCGUAUUGCCAGUCAUUACUACAUCACCAACGAGUCUGUUCAGACAUACAAUCAACUUUUGAAGCCGACACUCAGUGAGAUUGAACUGUUUCGAGUAUUCUCUCUCUCUUCAGAGUUCAAGAAUAUCACGGUCAGAGAGGAAGAGAAACUAGAACUACAGAAGCUUUUAGAGAGAGUACCAAUCCCUGUGAAGGAGAGUAUUGAGGAACCAAGUGCUAAGAUCAAUGUCCUGCUCCAAGCCUUUAUCUCCCAGCUGAAACUUGAAGGUUUUGCCUUGAUGGCAGAUAUGGUGUAUGUCACACAGUCUGCAGGACGUCUCAUGCGAGCAAUAUUUGAAAUUGUACUGAACAGAGGAUGGGCCCAGCUUACAGACAAGACUUUAAAUCUUUGCAAAAUGAUUGACAAGAGAAUGUGGCAGUCUAUGUGUCCUUUGCGACAGUUCAGAAAACUGCCAGAGGAAGUGGUAAAGAAGAUCGAGAAGAAGAACUUUCCUUUUGAGCGCUUGUAUGAUUUGAAUCACAAUGAGAUAGGCGAACUUAUCCGAAUGCCAAAAAUGGGAAAGACUAUCCAUAAGUAUGUCCAUUUGUUUCCCAAGUUGGACCUGUCUGUACACUUACAGCCCAUCACCCGCUCCACACUCAAGGUGGAGCUCACCAUUACACCAGACUUUCAGUGGGAUGAGAAGGUUCAUGGUUCCUCAGAAGCUUUCUGGAUCUUGGUGGAAGACGUGGACAGUGAAGUGAUCCUGCACCAUGAGUAUUUUCUGCUGAAAGCAAAAUAUGCCCAAGAUGAGCAUCUUGUUACCUUCUUUGUCCCUGUCUUUGAGCCUCUUCCUCCACAAUACUUCAUUCGAGUUGUGUCUGAUAGGUGGCUAUCAUGUGAGACACAACUGCCUGUAUCUUUCCGCCACUUAAUAUUGCCUGAGAAGUACCCUCCUCCUACUGAGCUUCUAGACCUGCAACCUUUGCCUGUGUCAGCCUUGAGAAAUAGCGCCUUUGAGAGCCUCUACCAGGACAAAUUUCCGUUCUUUAACCCUAUCCAGACCCAAGUUUUCAACACCGUGUAUAAUAGUGAUGACAAUGUUUUUGUUGGUGCUCCCACUGGAAGUGGAAAGACCAUUUGUGCAGAGUUUGCCAUCCUAAGAAUGCUGCUACAGAAUUCUGAAGGACGCUGUGUGUAUAUAACCCCAAUGGAGGCCCUGGCAGAGCAAGUGUUCAUGGAUUGGUUUGAGAAGUUUCAGGACAGACUCUACAAGAAAGUGGUUUUGCUUACUGGUGAGACUAGCACAGACUUGAAACUGCUUGGGAAGGGGAACAUCAUCAUCAGUACACCAGAAAAAUGGGAUAUCCUUUCCCGCCGUUGGAAGCAGCGCAAGAAUGUUCAGAAUGUCAGCUUGUUCAUUGUUGAUGAGACUCACCUCAUAGGUGGGGCCAAUGGGCCUGUGUUAGAGGUAAUCUGUUCUCGAAUGCGAUACAUUUCCUCUCAGAUUGAGAGACCUAUCCGUAUUGUGGCUCUCAGCUCUUCCCUCUCCAAUGCUAAAGAUGUGGCUCAUUGGCUGGGUUGCAGCGCCACAGCUACGUUUAAUUUCCAUCCGAAUGUAAGGCCAGUCCCUUUGGAGCUACACAUUCAGGGUUUUAAUAUCAGCCACACACAAACGAGAUUGCUUUCCAUGGCAAAGCCUGUAUACCAUGCUAUUGUGAAACACUCUCCCAAGAAACCAGUCCUUGUCUUUGUCCCAUCAAGAAAGCAAACACGGCUGACUGCUAUUGACAUACUCACUACUUGCGCCUCUGAUGUGCAACGGCAGAGGUUCUUACACUGCACAGAGAAAGAUCUGCUUCCAUACUUGGAUAAAUUAAGUGACAGUACACUUAAAGAGACCUUGCUGAAUGGAGUGGGAUAUCUACAUGAAGGACUUUCCUCAUUGGAGAGGAGAAUAGUUGAACAGCUCUUCAACAGUGGUGCAGUGCAAGUGAUUGUAGCAUCUCGCAGCCUCUGCUGGGGUCUGAAUAUUGCUGCCCAUCUCGUAAUCAUCAUGGACACUCAGUAUUAUAACGGCAAGAUUCACGCAUAUGUGGACUACCCCAUUUACGACGUCCUCCAGAUGGUAGGCUAUGCAAACAGACCUCUGCAGGAUGAUGAAGGGCGUUGUGUCAUUAUGUGUCAAGGGUCAAAGAAGGAUUUUUUCAAGAAGUUUCUUUAUGAGCCACUUCCUGUGGAAUCUCACCUGGACCAUUGCAUGCAUGAUCAUUUUAAUGCAGAGAUUGUAACCAAAACCGUUGAGAACAAACAAGAUGCUGUGGAUUAUCUGACAUGGACUUUCCUUUACCGACGCAUGACUCAGAAUCCCAACUAUUACAACCUGCAAGGUGUAUCACACAGACAUCUGUCAGAUCACCUGUCCGAGCUUGUUGAGCAGACUCUUAGUGAUUUGGAGCAGUCAAAGUGUAUCAGUAUUGAGGAUGAAAUGGAUGUUGCACCUCUCAAUCUGGGCAUGAUCGCAGCAUAUUACUACAUCAACUAUACAACCAUUGAGCUUUUCAGCAUGUCCCUGAAUGCCAAGACAAAAGUUCGUGGUCUGAUAGAAAUCAUCUCCAAUGCUGCAGAAUAUGAGAGCAUACCCAUCCGACACAGAGAGGAUAACCUCCUCCGUCAGCUUGCACAGAAAGUUCCUCACAAACUCACCAAUCCCCGGUUCAAUGACCCCCAUGUGAAGACAAACCUGCUGCUCCAGGCGCAUCUCUCACGUAUGCAGCUUAGCGCCGAACUGCAGUCUGAUACAGAAGAGAUCCUUGGCAAGGCAAUCCGACUCAUCCAGGCUUGUGUAGAUGUGUUAUCCAGUAACGGUUGGCUCAGCCCUGCUUUGGCUGCCAUGGAGCUGGCACAGAUGGUGACCCAGGCUAUGUGGUCCAAGGACUCCUAUCUGAAGCAGUUGCCUUACUUCAGUUCUGAACACAUUAAGCGCUGCACAGACAAGGGAGUGGAGAGCGUUUUUGAUAUCAUGGAGAUGGAAGACGACGAACGCAAUGAGCUGUUGCAGCUUUCUGAUGCCCAGAUGGCAGAUGUGGCAAGGUUUUGCAACCGGUACCCCAACAUUGAGCUGUCUUAUGAAGUUGCAGAGAAGGAAAACAUUAGGAGUGGGGGAGCUGUUGUGGUGCUCGUGCAGCUGGAGAGAGAAGAGGAAGUUACAGGGCCUGUCAUUGCUCCACUUUUCCCCCAGAAACGAGAGGAAGGCUGGUGGGUGGUAAUUGGAGAUUCUAAAUCCAAUAGUCUGAUUUCCAUCAAGAGGCUGACACUUCAGCAGAAAGCCAAGGUAAAACUUGAUUUUGUGGCACCGGCAACAGGAACUCACAAUUAUACCCUUUAUUUCAUGAGUGAUGCUUACAUGGGCUGUGACCAAGAGUACAAGUUCAGUGUGGAUAUCAAGGAAGCAGAGAGCGACAGUGAUUCUGAUUAGAAGGGGCAUUCAGGCUUCCGUGAACAGAGCAGAUUGAUACAUAGGAUUCUAAGUGAACUUGCUCCCAACUGACUGUUUACUUCAAUAUUCAUUUUAGAAAGCUAGUAGAAAAGAGACAAAUUCUGUUCUCCCACAUGUUGGUUACUGUAUAUAUCACCUAGCAAGUAAGCCUGCUCUUGGGGAAAGGUAUGAAUAAGGAGCAACAGGAUGUGCUACAGCAGUAUGCAGGCAUUGCUCCCUGCAUGUACAUGCCAUGUAAAAAAACUAAAUGCUACACACACAAAUUGCGGUCUUUGUAUUGUUUAUUUGUUGUUGGAUUCCAAAAUAAACUUCUGUUUUUGUAAUUUAA